AUGUCGGCUCAAGACUCGUCUGCACAGCCCAAGCUUGGCCUUCACGCUGCCGACGUGAUCGAUUACUCCGAGGCCGCACGCUCGCUUUCGGGCUACAAGGAUACGCUGCGACAGCCUUAUCCUCCUAUCGAGCCGUUCGAGACGGGCCGUCUUGCCGUCGAUGAGCGACACACGAUCUACUACGAGUGGAGCGGCAACAAGGACGGCUACCCCAUCGUCUGUCUGCACGGUGGACCGGGUGGAGGAAUCUGGUCCGAGGAGCGACGCUGGUUCGAUCCUUCGCACUACCGCAUUCUUUCGUUCGACCAGCGUGGUGCGGGCAAGAGCACGCCCCAUGCUGACCUGGUCGACAACACCACCUGGCAUCUCGUGGGCGACGUUGAAAAGCUGCGCGAGAAGUUCGGCAUCUCCAAAUGGCACGUCUUCGGCGGCUCGUGGGGAUCGACGCUCUCGCUCGCCUACGCCCAAACCCACCCAGACCGCGUCACCGCCCUUAUCCUCCGCGGCAUCUUCACACUCCGAAAGAGCGAGCUCCGGUUCUUCUAUCAGGAGGGCGCUAGCCACCUCUUCCCCGAACAAUGGGACAUAUACAGGGACGGAAUCCCACCCAACGAACGCGACGAUUUCAUCAAAGCCUACCACAAACGCCUCACCUCGGACGAUGCCGCCGUGCGCCUUGACGCUGCGCGCCGCUGGAGCACCUGGGAGAACUCCACGUCGAAACUCUACAUUGACGCCAAGAACCUCGCCAAGGGUGAAGACGACGACUGGGCCCUGGCUUUCGCGCGCAUCGAAAACCACUUUUUCAUCAACCAAGGCUGGAUGCAGGACGGCCAGCUGCUGCAGAGCGAGAAUGUCGACAAGAUCAGGCACAUUCCCGCGACAAUCGUACAGGGGAGGUAUGAUACCGUCUGCCCCGCGACCACCGCUUGGGAGCUGCACAAGGUAUGGCCCGAGGCCGAGUUUCAUAUGGUCCCAGAUGCGGGUCAUUCGGCGAAAGAGCCCGGUCUCACCGACAGGCUGGUCAGGGCGACUGACAAGUAUCGUGAGAUCAAAGGUUAG
This is a messenger RNA of Sporisorium graminicola, 1062 nucleotides long. RefSeq lists its product as uncharacterized. The record is from RefSeq and is a predicted model, not a curated record. Gene Ontology annotation, cellular component: cytoplasm. The transcript has a single exon. Gene Ontology annotation, biological process: proteolysis. Lineage: Eukaryota; Fungi; Basidiomycota; Ustilaginomycetes; Ustilaginales; Ustilaginaceae. Gene Ontology annotation, molecular function: aminopeptidase activity. The coding region runs from base 1 to 1062 and encodes 353 amino acids.